GGAACAAAUCUCAGUGGUAGAUCUAGGGUGUUUGCGAGCAGUUUUUGAUAGCAUCUUCGAUUAGUAUUAAGAAUUUUCUGCGCGUGGCCAUGUGAGGUGCUGGGUUCGUCCUAGAGUGAGGGGAUUGCAGAGCGAUCAGAGGAAUGAGGCGGCUGAUCUGCAAGAGGAUCUGUGAUUAUAAAAGCUUUGAUGAUGAAGAAUCAGUGGAUGGAAAUAGGCCGUCAUCAGCUGCUUCAGCCUUCAAGGUUCCGGCACCUAAAAAGCCAGGAAAUCCUUCAAACAGUGCAAGAAAGCCGGGAUCAGCUGGUGGGCCUAAGGUUGGAGGUUCCUCUAAAGAAGGAGGAGCUGGAGCUGUGGAUGAGGAUGAUUUUAUUAAGGCAUUUACAGAUGUUCCUACUGUACAGAUCUAUUCUAGUCGAGAACUUGAAGAAACAUUGAACAAAAUCAGGGAAAUUCUCUCAGAUGACAAACAUGAUUGGGAUCAACGAACUAAUGCGCUGAGGAAAGUUCGGUCACUGCUUGUUGCUGGAGCUGCACAGUACGAUGGCUUCUUCCAGCACUUACGGUUGUUGGAUGGUGCUUUCAAGCUGUCGGCCAAGGAUCUCAGAUCCCAGGUGGUCAGAGAAGCGUGCAUUACUGUAGCCCAUCUUUCAACUGUUCUGGGAAACAAGUUUGAUCAUGGCGCUGAAGCUAUUGUGCCUACUCUUUUUAAUCUGGUUCCCAACAGCGCCAAAGUGAUGGCAACUUCUGGGUGUGCAGCCAUUAGAUUCAUUAUUCGGCAUACGCAUGUGCCACGACUCAUACCUUUAAUAACAAGCAACUGUACCUCAAAAUCAGUUGCAGUUAGGAGGCGCUCCUUUGAAUUUUUAGACCUGUUAUUACAAGAGUGGCAAACGCAUUCUUUGGAAAGGCAUGCCGCUGUCCUAGUUGAAACAAUCAAAAAGGGCAUUCAUGAUGCUGAUGCAGAAGCAAGAGUGGAGGCAAGAAAGGCUUAUCUGGGUCUUAGAAAUCACUUUCCUAGUGAAGCUGAGACUCUGUACAAUUCUCUUGAGCCGCCUUAUCAAAGAAGCCUCCAGACCUACUUGAAGAAUUCUGGCAGUAUAGCAUCUCUCCCUCAGUCAGACAGGUCAUCCUCCAGCUCACAGGAGAGCCUCAAUCGACCUUUUUCUUCUAAGUGGUCUGCAGCCAGCCCAGCAAGCCUUGCAGGCAGAGUUUCAGGCAGCAGCAAGAGUGUGCCAAGCCCAGGAGCUCUGCAAAGGUCUCGCAGUGACAUUGACGUUAACGCUGCUGCUGGAGCGAAGGCCCGCCAUGCUGCUGGACAGACAGCUGGAGCUGGGCGCUUGUCAGCAGCUGGUCUGCCUCCAGGAUCUUACGCUUCACUAGAGGAUACUUCUGACAAGAUGGAUGGAACAGCUUCUGAAGAUGGUCGUAUACGAACAAAGCUUUCAACACCUUCUGUUGGUAUUGGAAAUUCCAAAACGGAUUCCAGAGGACGUAGUAGAACCAAAGUGGUGUCGCAAUCUCAGCCUGGCAGUAGGUCUGGGUCUCCUGGAAGAGUUUUGACAACAACCACGCUUUCCACUAUGAACACGGGAGUUCAGAGAGUGUUAGUGAAUCCUGCAACUGUGCAAAAACGAAGCAAAAUCCCACGAAGUCAGGGAUGCAGUAGAGAAGCUAGUCCUUCCAGGUUGUCAGUAGCGCGAGGCAGCCGCAUCCCUCGGCCUAGUGUGAGUCAGGGGUGCAGUCGGGAGGCCAGCCGUGAAAGUAGCAGGGACACAAGCCCUGUCCGCUCUUUCCCACCCCUCGCUUCCAGACAUCACUCCAGAUCCACUGGUGCCCUCUACGCUCCCGAUGCUUAUGGGGCUACAGGUACUGGCUUUGGAAUUAGUCAGUCGAGUAGAUUGUCGUCAUCAGUUAGUGCCAUGCGAGUUCUGAACACAGGUUCUGACGUGGAAGAGGCGGUAGCAGAUGCUUUGAAGAAACCCGUGCGAAGAAGAUACGAGUCUUACGGGAUGUACUCAGACGACGAUGCCAACAGCGACGCAUCAAGUGCCUGUUCAGAAAGGUCCUAUAGCUCUCGGAAUGGAAGCAUCCCGACCUACAUGAGACAGACGGAAGAUGUGGCCGAAGUCCUGAAUCGCUGCGCCAGCUCCAACUGGUCGGAGAGAAAAGAAGGCCUCCUAGGCCUGCAAAACUUACUAAAGAACCAGAGGACUUUAAGUCGUGUUGAGUUGAAAAGGUUGUGCGAGAUCUUCACAAGAAUGUUUGCUGAUCCUCACAGUAAGAGAGUGUUCAGUAUGUUUUUGGAGACGCUAGUGGACUUCAUCCAGGUCCAUAAAGAAGAUCUGCAGGACUGGCUGUUUGUACUGCUGACGCAGCUGUUGAAAAAAAUGGGUGCUGAUUUGCUUGGAUCUGUACAAGCAAAAGUUCAGAAGGCACUUGAUGUCACAAGGGAAUCUUUUCCAAAUGACCUCCAGUUCAGUAUUUUAAUGAGAUUUACUGUUGACCAGACCCAGACACCUAGUCUGAAGGUCAAAGUAGCAAUCCUUAAAUACAUAGAGACUCUUGCACAACAGAUGGAUCCAGGAGAUUUUGUAAAUUCAAGUGAGACUAGGUUAGCAGUGUCGCGAAUCAUCACCUGGACCACAGAACCUAAAAGCUCAGAUGUCAGAAAG
This is a messenger RNA of Apaloderma vittatum (bar-tailed trogon), 2675 nucleotides long. It is a transcript of the gene CLASP2, whose product is annotated as cytoplasmic linker associated protein 2. Gene Ontology annotation, biological process: mitotic spindle assembly. Gene Ontology annotation, molecular function: microtubule binding. The annotation marks the transcript as partial. Lineage: Eukaryota; Metazoa; Chordata; Aves; Trogoniformes; Trogonidae. Gene Ontology annotation, cellular component: microtubule organizing center; cytoplasmic microtubule; spindle microtubule. The record is from RefSeq and is a predicted model, not a curated record. The transcript has 25 exons.